AUGCGAUUUUUGCUGAUUACCGCUUUUCUCAUACAUUUGGCUAUCUCAGGUUUGGUGACUCCUGAGCAAAUUCACAUAUCCUGAACUGAAAAUCCUAAUGAAAUGAGAGUUAGGUUAUGUUAUUAAAAGUUAGGCGUUAGCCAUAUUGGUGACGCAGUCACCAAAGACCUCCGGUACGGGAGGUUUAUCUGCUUUUCGACUCCAAAACCCAAAGGGUCUUUCGCACGAAGGUGGAUGCCACUUCCGGUACCUCCUGUCUCUUCCUUGCCUUGUGGCUUCAGUCUUGAGUAUGCGGCUUACUAUUAAAGAGAGUUACCUGGACUUCCUUUGUACCCCUUGACUCCUGGGUCAUUUAUCGUCCCAUCCUCUGCAACGAUCCACAACACAAUAGCUUUGAUUUCACUCAAGUCCAAGGAAAUUAUACAAAGUUUAACGAAGGCACAGUAACGGUUCGCUAUGCUUUUAUUUAUACAUCGAUAAUAAAAAAUCUGCUCCCAGAUUGCCAUUACGAGUAUUACAUUCAAAACGACGCAAGUUUUAGCAAAAGUUAUAUUUUCAAUGGGAGAACUCCUGAAAGUGUUAAUAGCUAUAGAGAUGUAGAUAACAAACUCAAUAUGAUUAUUUUUGGAGACUGGGGAACGGGACCAAUUGGCGAGCUGACAAGCGCCCUUUUGGGAAUCGACUCAAAAGUCAAGGAGUUUACAGGAAUUCUUCACUUACUCCCCCCCCAUCCUUGAUCGAACGGCUCGCCAUCGUUCGAUCAAGGAUUGGGGUUAAAAAAAAAAUUUUUUGGGGAAAAAAAUUUUAUAUAUAAAAUAAAUAUAUAUAUAUAUUUUUUUUAUUUAUUUUUAAAUAAGAGGGUUAAGAGUAUUUAAUAAUUAUUUUUACAGCAAACAUUUGAAUUAAUUUCAUAAAAAUACCAAUUUUUAAUAUUUUGAUUUAUUAGUUUAUCCUUUAAACUGUAUAAAUUUUAAUUUGUUCCUUAUUAAAUUAAUUUUUUUUUAAAAUUUUAAAGAAUCUCUAUUUUUUAGAUUAUUGAGUUUUUAAGCCUAGGUUGAUGACUAAAUCACUUCGAAUAGUUGAUUCCGUAGCUUUUUGUCGUCUCAAAGUCUCUGAAAACAACUUCAUUAGGUACAUUUUCCAAGCUUUUGAUAACUAAUAUAUUUUUAUAUAUAUAAAAAAUUUGCAUAAUAUGAAAAUCGUUCGAUCAAGGAUGGGGGGGAGUUAGGAGACAUCGGAUACAAUUUGAAUUCAGAUGAUGGGCUAAUUGGAGAUAUGUAUGGUAAUCAAGUUCAAGAUAUUACUGCAAGCAUUCCUUACAUGACUCUGCCAGGGAAUCACGAAGAUGCUGACAAUAUGACUCAUUACAAAAUCAGAUUUAAAAUGCCUUAUAAUGAAUAUAACCAAGGAACAGGACUUUUUUACUCUUUUAACAUUGGACCAGUUCACUUUGUUACGCUUAAUACUGAAGUAUAUUAUAGAGAAGCCAAAUCGGAUCUCCAAGCAGAAAUUCAGCUAGAAUGGCUCAAGCAAGACUUAGAAACCGCAAAUUUGCAUAGAAAAAAGCGCCCUUGGAUAUGCCUGUUUACCAAGAAUAGCCCACUAAGGAGCAUUUUUUGGUUCGCCAUUCUUAAAUUUGGUUAGCCAGAAAAUAUGGCAUGCCAACGAAUUCGGCAAGCCAGGUAUUGUCCGGCAUCCAAAAAAUGCUCCUUAGUGGGCUAUUCUUGGUAAAUAAGUAUAAUUGUUACGUCUCAUCAUCCUCUAUAUUGCUCUUAUGACUUCACCGAAUUAGAUGGCACAGAAAGAAAUAAGUGCUGCGGCCAUGAAGCUCAAUUUUUAAGGGAUAAACUGGAGGAUAUUUUUUAUUAUAACGCUGUGGAUAUAUUUUUUGGUGCUCAUUUGCAUGCCUAUGAAAGAAUGACUGCUAUUUAUAAAAAUAUAACGGUACAAAGCGAAUACGAUGACUAUUAAGAUUAAGAUUAAGUUAAGCCGUUUGCCUUUGCAGGGCCGGGAUUUGCACCCCUACACGCUCAUCGUCCUGAGGAGCCCCGGCGGACACCCUCCUUGUUGCCUCAAACAAGGGAUUCGCGCGACCAGUCUUGACUUCCAUGGCUUCUGGAGUCUAAGAGCCAACCGCCUGAGUCGAAACUCCCAGCUCUCGUUGGGCAAAUACCGUCUUCAGGGUCUGAGGGUCAUAUUGCCCUUCAGACAUUGGCUGAACUUGUCCUUUCCAAUGGUUGUCCUGGAGGAAAAACUUCAAGUCCGAGAAUUAGCUCCUCGGGCCCAAAGAAAACCCAGCCCGACUAUACAUAAAGGAUUACCGGCCCCUUUCCACCUAAAUCUCCAACACUAGGCCGUUGCCUGCUGUUGAAGAAAUAGGGUCGAGAGGUCGGGUGGUUCGUCGUCACCAUUUUUAUGUAAAUUAAAUACGAUGACUAUAAUACUCAUAAGAACCCUAAAGCAACAAUUCAUAUUUUAGAUGGGAAUGCAGGAAACCAUUAUGCUCAUAACGCUGACAUAACAAAGACGCCACAAUUAUGAAGCCAAUAUAGAACUAAUGAUUAUGGGUAUGGAAGAAUGACUUUUCAUAAUAAGACACAUCUUUUAUUUGAACAAGUCAGCGACUAUACAAUGAGUGUCAUUGACUCAUUAUGGGUAAUUAAAACUAUCGAACGGUUUUAA
Messenger RNA from Blepharisma stoltei, 2682 nucleotides. Lineage: Eukaryota; Ciliophora; Heterotrichea; Heterotrichida; Blepharismidae. The record is from the annotation of a GenBank genome assembly.